UCAAGGAGGGGCAUAAACACACUUCAGGUGCCCUUGAAUCGGUUUUUCUAAAGAGAUCUCUGCUGGAUCUCCCUCACUGCGCUCCGCCCGGUGCUUGAGGACAGAAGAUGCCCAGGCAGUUCCUCUGCCCAGUGUUCGUCUCGUCUCUGUGGUUGGCACUGAUAAUCCAGUCUCUCAUCUCCUCUGCCGCUACCUACAAGAGACCUGUGUCCGGAGGGAAGAGACAGAGCUUUCUAGAGAGAACCUUGAUUUUACUAGACGUGAAUACUCGAAGUCCGGUGAAGGUUUUGAAUGACAACUUCCUCUCGUUGCAGUUGGAUCCAUCGAUUAUAAAGGAUGGCUGGCUGGACUUUUUAAGCUCCAAGAGGUUAGUCACUCUGGCCCGGGGACUUUCUCCAGCUUAUUUGAGAUUUGGAGGCAAACGGACAGACUUCCUGCAGUUUCAUAACCUGAAGAAUCUCGCAAAGUUUAGAGGACCUGGACCAGACUAUUACCUCAAAAACUAUGAAGAUGACAUAGUGCGCAGUGACUUCGCCCUGGACAAGCAGAAGGGCUGCAAGCUGGCCAGCCACCCAGACAUGAUGCUGGAACUGCAGCGAGAGAAAGCAGCUCAGAUGCAGCAGGUUUUGUUGAAAGAACAGCUCUCCAACAUCUACAGCGAUGUUACAAUAACAGCCAGGUCUUUAGACAAACUGUACAACUUUGCAGACUGCGCGGGGCUGCACCUGAUCUUUGGUCUGAACGCUUUACACAGAAAUCCAGACAACUCAUGGAACUCAUCCAGUGCCCUGAGUCUACUCAAAUACAGUGCCAGCAAAAAAUACAACAUCUCCUGGGAGCUCGGCAAUGAGCCAAACAGUUACCACACAAUAGCUUCUGGAUCAGUCAACAGCUCUCGACUGGCUCAGGAUUACACUCUUUUGAGGACGUUACUGCAGUCGGUGCGUUUCUACAGCCGAGCUAACCUCUACGGACCCAAUGUCGGCUGUCCUCGUAAAAAUGCAGUCCUGUUACUAGACGGGUUCAUAAAAAAUGGUGGUUCUGUGGUUGAUGCAGUAACGUGGCAACAUUACUACAUUGACAGGCGUGUAACAAAAGUGGAAGACUUUAUGAAGACAAGACUUCUGGACACCCUGUCUGAGCAGAUUACCAAGGUGUUAAAGAUUGUUCAAACUCACACUCCUGAGAAGCGUGUGUGGCUAGGUGGAGUUGGUCCUUCUUGGGCAGGGGGCACCAAUAAUUUGUCAGACACAUUUGCUGCUGGUUUUCUGUGGCUCAACACUCUUGGUAUUGCUGCAGCUCAGGGGAUUGAUGUUGUACUCCGACAUUCUUUUUUUGAUUAUGGAUACAGUCACCUUGUCGACCAGCAUUUCAAUCCUUUACCUGAUUACUGGUUAUCUCUGCUCUUUAAACGUCUGGUGGGCCCCCGGGUGCUUGCAGUGCAUGUUGCAGGCCUACAGAGAAAACCACAACCUGGACGAGUGAUCCGAGACAAACUCCGCAUCUAUGCACACUGCACCAGCUUUCACAAUCACAAAUAUAUCAGAGGAUCCGUAACAAUUUACAUCAUCAACCUGCAUCGUUCAAGAAAGAAAAUCAAGCUGGCCGGUACAUUACGAAAUAAAACCGUUCACCAGUACCUGUUACAGCCCUUCGGCACAGAUGGACUUCACUCCAUGUCUGUGCAGCUGAAUGGCGAACCUUUGCUUAUGGUGGACAAUGAGACGUUCCCCGAGCUCAAACCACGGACACUCAGGGCAGGACAAACAAUAGCUAUGCCACCCAUGUCAAUUGGGUUCUAUGUCAUCAAGAACAUUAAUGCUUACGCCUGCCGCAGAUAACACACACUAACCGACCUCAGAUGAUCUUCUGUUCAAUGCAUCAGCCCCUUGUGGCAUUCUUCUCUGUUUAUUAUUCCAAGGAAAUGUGGAAAAGACCCACCCUUCUUUCAAGCAAGGGUUGCACUGAACGCCUUUCAACAACAUUUCUCCUAUUUUAUUUGUUAUUUUCUGCAAGCAAAGCUUGACUUGUGGAAAGUGAAUGUAUUUUCUGUCAGUUGUUUGUGUUUUUAUUGCCGCUGUGUUCAUUUGCAGGGUUUUUUUUUUUUUUGCUUUUGAUUUAGUUUUGUCAUUGUAAGCUACAAACCUAGUGCCAAUGUUCCUGGAUCAAGAUCCAUGUUGGCCCUAAAGUAACAUUCCUAUCAACCAAUCACAUUUUAACACUGGGCUGAGUGUAGUAUCAUUUCCCUUGGAUUUGUAGUUAGGUAACAGUUAGGGUUGGAGUUGAAGGAUGGCAUUCAGCUGAAUGGCAUUGUGCCGAUCUUUCACAAAUUGCAGUGCACUUUUCUUCACACAGGAAGAUACUGAGGGCUAAAGCCACUCACAGGCUACAGGGUCAAAUCUAGAUCCCUUAUCUCUAUCCUUCAUCACAGCACAAUAAAUCUUAAGAUCCUGUAUUCAAGAUCCAAAGUCUGUAUCAUCUAACUUGCAUACUUUUUAUAAACUGAAAAUAAUCCCUGGAAGAAGCUUUCAGUGGAAUAAUCUUUGGUUCUCUAUGCUGUGUGUGUGUGUGUGUGUGUGUGUGUGUGUGUGUGUGUGUGUGUGUGUGUGUGUGUGUGUGUGUGUGUGUGUGUGUGUGUGUCUUUUUUACAGUUGCUGCUUGAUAAAAUGUAACUGUACGAUAAUGAAGAGACUACGGGAAGGCACAACUAUUUAAUAAAACGUCCUGAUAUGUCAUUGCUUAAUUUGAAAGGAAACAUACAAUAUACUCAUUGGUGCGCAUAGAAGUACUGCUCUAGUUUAUCGUGUUUACAUGUUUGACUUCCCAUUUUAGCUUGGAUGAUAUUGAAGGCUGAAAGGAAAGAUCAAUGAGUUUCUGAAGGUACAAUUUUCAGUUUAUGAAGAAUUGUGGAUUAUAUGGAGUUUGUGGAGGAGCUCAGGAAAUUUUCUAUUGCUGUCCAUUGGUGUGUUCCUUCAUGUCCAUAAUAUCUGUUCUCCACUUCAUCAUCAUACCACACAUGUACACCACUCCUGAGCUCACAUCUCUAAACCAGAUGUCUUCCAUUGCUAUAUUCAAAACUACGGUGGCCCUAAAAAUAUUUGAAAACUUAAACCACCCUUAAAAUAUAUCAAUGUCGUUGCAUUAGAUAACAAAAUAUCAAAUCAAGUGUUUAUUGUAAAGAAUAAUAGCAUAAGUACAGUUUUCAAGCAAAACAUUUCACAAAAGAAAUUUUGUUCAAUUUUAAACAUAAAACGAUAGAUAUACUGUUAUAUUAUAUAUUUGGACUCUAAGUGGAACUUAUUGUCAACUACUAAAAAUUAGUUAAUUGCUAAAUAUGAUUGCAAAAAAAUGGCUUAGAAAAGUAGUUUUAUUCUUAGGAAAUCUUUUUGCAUCGGAUGCUACUUGGUUUGAUAUGUUGUUAUUUAAUGCAAUGAAAUCUGCAUUUAUAAGUGUCUCAAUACUUUCGGGACCGCUGUAAAUCCUGUGUACGGCGAUUCCUUUGUGCUGCUAGCUGAUCAAUUGCUAAUAAGCAUGAUAAGUGACAAAUUAUUUUGUACAGAUACAAACCAUUUUGUUUUGUUUUAUAAAUGUACAUACACCAAUUUUUUAUAUUUGAUUUAAGUUGUGUGAUUCCUUACUCUAUAAAUAUUAUUUAUAUAACUGUAUAUGUGUGGUUAUGAGUGUACAGUAUAUAUACAAGCAUAUAGUGUUGAGAAAACAAUCUUUUAUUUAAGUCAGUCCACAUUUGCAGAUAAUUCUUGUGCUUUGUGUAAAACAUACAACAGAUAUUUAGUCAAGAUAAAGGACAGGCUCAUGUUCAUGUUUAGCAAUGAAAAUCCUGUUUUAUUUCAAAUGUAAUGAGUUGCUCAUAUGUGCACUUGGGUUGUACAUUGUAUGUCAUUUGGACACUUAUUCAUGGUGGUUUAGCUCCCAAACACAUCAAGAGGGGAAAUCAAAGUUAAGUUGGGAACAUAGUUAGAACUUACCAUGACAUUCCACUUUUGUAGUCCUCUUUUUAUGGUUGUUAAUGACAGGGUCAGUUAUUCAUCAGUGCAUUUUCUUAGGUUUGGGAGAUUCUUUUACACUAGAGAUUUGUUAGGUCCUUCAUUUUGUGAAAUGUUCUUCUUUGAAUGUGUUUAUUGCAUAUUUGGAGUUGUUAAUAUUUUUCUGUUAAAGAGGAUUAUUUUAUUAUGGAAAUGUCUGAAUUUAUUUGUUUUUUUUUUU
Messenger RNA from Xyrauchen texanus (razorback sucker), 4224 nucleotides. Its product is annotated as inactive heparanase-2-like. NCBI's taxonomy places the organism in Eukaryota, Metazoa, Chordata, Actinopteri, Cypriniformes, Catostomidae. Bases 108 to 1841 code for a protein of 577 amino acids. The transcript has 12 exons. The record is from RefSeq and is a predicted model, not a curated record. Gene Ontology annotation, molecular function: hydrolase activity, acting on glycosyl bonds. Gene Ontology annotation, cellular component: extracellular matrix; membrane.